Nicrophorus vespilloides is the source of this 684-nucleotide messenger RNA. RefSeq lists its product as uncharacterized. The record is from RefSeq and is a predicted model, not a curated record. Lineage: Eukaryota; Metazoa; Arthropoda; Insecta; Coleoptera; Silphidae. The coding region runs from base 38 to 427 and encodes 129 amino acids. The transcript has 2 exons.
AGGCGUAGUAGCAUAAAGUUUAGAAACCGCUGCCAUAAUGAAACAUUCACUGCGUAUAGCCGCAUGGAAUGCGAACGGACUUAGUCAUCACUAUCAUGAAAGACACACUUCACGAGUAAAAGCUACUUCAAAAUUCCCGAAUAUACAAUUUAUGACACAGCAGUUCUUAUAUAUUAUAAAAACGUUAAUCAAACAUUGCGAAUUCGAAGCAACAACGAUGACUCACCUGGAAAGAUCACAGGCUAAGAGGGUGCAAUUAGAAAUAAAGUUUAGAAAACUCUACUGGCUUCUAGGGAAAAAGUCAGAAUUAUCAGUGGAAAAUAAAUUAGUUAUAUACCACCAGUGUGGACGUAUGGUAUCCAAUUGUGGAGUGCGGCCAGUAAAUCGCAGAUACAAAUUGUACAAAGGUUCCAAUCAAAAUGCCUAAGAAAUAUUAUUAGGGCUCCACGGUUCGUCGGGAAUAAACAAAUACACGAAGAUCUUCAUAUAGAUAUGGUCGAGGAUACAAUACCAACAUUUAGUAGUGUAUACCAAGAUAGACGGAGUCACACACUAAGUGUCGAGUCAAACAACACUAAUAAGGACUUUAUUAAAAAAUCUUUAUUUUAUUAUAUGCAACUUACUAUACAUAUGACUUAAAUACAUAUGAUUGAAAUGAGUUUAUAGUCGCCUGUAUCACUAAAA